ACAGGACGCACAGGAAUCAUUUCAGCAUGUCUACCUCGGAAGCAAAGGAGGAGAAAAAGAGGAGAUGCACAGUAAUGCUACGGCCCAGUUUGCUCCGGUCGUUCAGCAGACCAACUUCCAUUCAGGACAACAACAAAGUUGUUGACCAGACGGCGGAUCCAACACCGGGACAAGCUGAUUGGGUGUUUGAUGAGGAAAACAGUGAGGUGAUGGCCCAGUCUCGACACCAGGCUGAUAAUGGAACAGAGCAGACCAACAAGUUCAUGUUGGAUGAACUGUUUGCAGGAUCAGCAUCAGACCAGACCACAUUCACUGAGAGCUCCACUCUGCCUAUUUCAAGGUCACCAUUGGAUAGCAGUAGAACAUCCAGCCAGCCAAAGAAAGAGUUUGUGAACGAGGAAAUGGAGGAGAUGUUUUCCAAAUAUGACCUACCCAUCAGUUUUCAAGAGGAAAAGCUGAAAAAAGACUUGGUGAAAGAACAAGUGACUCAAGCUAUGCUAAAAGAGAUUUUGAUCACUGAUACAGACUGUGUUUCUCUGCUGGACAUACCCCCCAAUGUUGUCUCUGUGGAUUCUGAUGGUGCAGAUAUCAUAACAGAGAGAAAUAAACAGUAUGCUGAAGCUUGCGGGAAGAGAUUUAAAAUUGACAACUAUGUGGAUCGGGUUAUGCAGACGCUGAACAGGGCUGCUAAAAACAAAUGUACGCAGAUGGACCUCAUGCUGAAGACCGAUGCAGCUGUAGACAUGCAUGAAUAUCCAGAGCAGGAAGUGAUGAUUGGAAGCCUGGAGGAAAAACAGACCAGCUAUUCUGAGGCUGGUGAGGAAUUUAGCAGAAGUGCUGAGAGGAGUAUGUCCUUGAACACUUCAGCUAGAACAGACGUGGAAGCUGUUGGAACCAGUUUAAACACCAAGUUGGACUGGGAGCUCAUCAAGACAUCAGAGAAGUUCCAUUACCUUUUGGUUAUAACGGAGAGAAUCGUUUUAAGGAGCAUCCUCCAUUGUCCUCUGGCUGCAUACAGAGGAUUGCCUUUACUGGGAGAUCCCGACAGACCAGGAAAACCUGAGGAAAUGGACCAGAGUAAACGUUGUACAGAGAUCUCCUGCUCUCCAGCUCUGGAAUGUCUUUGGGUUUUCAGUUGUGAGCUCACAAGAGGGCGCACUGUCAGUUGCAUGGCCUGGGACAAAAAUAAUCCGGACCUUCUUGCUGUAGGUUACAGUGAGACCGACUCCAUGAACCAGAAACCAGGUCUGGUGUGCUGCUGGUGCAUUAUAAACCCCACGUGGCCUGAGCGUAUAAUUUACUGCGAUGGUGCCAUUACUACUUUGGAUUUCUCAGCCAACCACCCUGGUCGGCUGGCUGUGGGGAUGAGUGACGGCGUCAUUGCCAUCUAUAACCUGCAGACUGCGGAUAUCAAGGCACCCACCUUCAGCAGCUGGGAAAGUCUCAAAAGACACCGUGGGCCAGUCAGGCUACUCAGGUGGAACCUGCAAGAACAGAGCUUCACUGAAAAGGAGAGGGUUGAGAAUCUAUUCUCUCUGGGUGAAGACGGCAGGACCUGCAAGUGGUUUGUCGUUAAUGGUUGCCUGGAAUGCACAGACCUGAUGGAGCUCAACAGGAUUAACACCCCGGAGAUGGAUAAACAGAACCAACCAGAGACAGAAGAAGGAUAUCUGCUGCCUAUGUUCACCUCUGGUCUCUACUUUGACUUUCAUCCAACUGACGCCAACAUCUACUUGACUUGUACCUUGGAGGGAAACAUCCAAAAGCGUUCCUGCUCCCGAAUUUAUGACCUUCUGGAAAAUUACAGGAAACAUUUUGGUCCUGUGAACUGCGUGACAUGGUGUCCUUUCCACCCAGAUGUGUUCCUAAGCUGCUCUUCAGACUCCACCAUUAAACUCUGGAAGCAGGACUGCAAGAGUCCCAUGUUAAGCUUCACCUCCAACCACAGGGCAGUUCAUGAAGUCAGGUGGUCUCCGAGGCAGGCUGCGGUAUUUGGUGCUGUUAACGACAGCCAGCUUGAGAUCUGGGACCUUAACACCAACUUUUUGAACCCAGUUAUUGUGCAGCGUGCUGCCCCUGGACUGAAGAUGACGUCUCUCCUGUUUGCAUCACUCUCAGACUGCGUCAUGGUAGGAGACAGCUGUGGCCAGGUCACUGUGUAUAAGCUGCAGAACAUCUUUACUGGAGAAAGCAGUCAGGGGGAAGUUCUGGACGCCCUCUGCUCUGCAGCUUCCAAAGAAUCUCGAUCCUGGUGA
Cyprinodon tularosa is the source of this 2255-nucleotide messenger RNA. RefSeq names its product dynein axonemal intermediate chain 4 (gene dnai4). Gene Ontology annotation, molecular function: dynein light chain binding; dynein heavy chain binding. Gene Ontology annotation, cellular component: axonemal dynein complex. NCBI's taxonomy places the organism in Eukaryota, Metazoa, Chordata, Actinopteri, Cyprinodontiformes, Cyprinodontidae. The transcript has 17 exons. The coding region runs from base 27 to 2255 and encodes 742 amino acids. Gene Ontology annotation, biological process: cilium movement. The record is from RefSeq and is a predicted model, not a curated record.